GGUGUAAAGAACAAAGGAUGCUCAGGAAUGUCAUAUCAUUUGGAAUAUGUAGAUAAACCUGCGAGAUUUGACGAAGUUGUCGAACAAGAUGGAGUAAAAGUGUUAGUUGAUUCAAAAGCUCUCUUUUCGAUAAUAGGCAGCACUAUGGAUUGGGUUGAUGACCGGCUGUCAUCUAAAUUCGUAUUCAAUAACCCAAAUGUUACAGAAACCUGCGGAUGUGGUGAAUCUAUGCGUUUUGGUUGA
Molecule: messenger RNA, 243 nt
Organism: Wallemia mellicola CBS 633.66
Lineage: Eukaryota; Fungi; Basidiomycota; Wallemiomycetes; Wallemiales; Wallemiaceae
Exons: 2
Biological process (GO): iron-sulfur cluster assembly
Cellular component (GO): mitochondrion; cytoplasm
Molecular function (GO): 2 iron, 2 sulfur cluster binding
Source: RefSeq, a predicted model, not a curated record